This is a messenger RNA of Heterobasidion irregulare TC 32-1, 306 nucleotides long. RefSeq lists its product as uncharacterized. Lineage: Eukaryota; Fungi; Basidiomycota; Agaricomycetes; Russulales; Bondarzewiaceae. The coding region runs from base 1 to 306 and encodes 101 amino acids. The transcript has 5 exons. The record is from RefSeq and is a predicted model, not a curated record.
AUGUCUACCACCGUGAAAGGGACUGCAACGAAUGAAAGAGUCCGUUCCAGACGCCAGAGCUCCCUCGACGAGAGCACCAUUCAAUAUCUCGAGAAGCGUCUGGAACAGCGCCCCGAUAAGCAAGAGCUUCAGGGUCGUAACAUCCUCAAAGAAGACAACGUCGCGCCGGCGUUGCAAGCUGCGAAGGAGCGGCUGCAGCGGUCGCAGCUCGAGGAUAAACUAGACCACGCGCUCCAGCAGAGACCCAAGCCGGAGGAGCUGGUGAAGGAAGGCAUUCUGAAAGAGGAUGAAGCACCCGGAGUAUGA